This is a messenger RNA of Rattus rattus (black rat), 1113 nucleotides long. RefSeq names its product keratin-associated protein 10-1-like. The record is from RefSeq and is a predicted model, not a curated record. Lineage: Eukaryota; Metazoa; Chordata; Mammalia; Rodentia; Muridae. The transcript is spliced from 2 exons. Bases 1 to 699 code for a protein of 232 amino acids. Gene Ontology annotation, cellular component: keratin filament.
AUGGCCACCUCCACCAUGUCUGUCUGCUCUGAUGCUCGCACCAACUCCUCCUGGCAGGUGGACGACUGCCCAGAGAGCUGCUGUGAGCCCUGCGGCUGUGCCCCCAGCUGCUGCCAGUCUAGCUGCUGUGCCCCCAGCUGUUGCCAGUCCAGCUGCUGUGCCCCCAGCUGCUGUGCCCCAACCCCUUGCCUCCUCUGCACCCCAGUGAGCUGUGUGUCCAGCCCCUGCUGCCAAUCUUCCUGCUGCACACCCUCAUGCUGCCAGCAGUCUAGCUGCCAGCCAGCUUGCUGCACCUGCUCCCCCUGCCAGCAGUCCUGCGGUGUGACCCUUUGCUGCAAGCCUGUGUGCUGCACACCCAUCUGCUCUGACUCCUGCUGCCAGCAGUCUAGCUGCCAGUCCUCCUGCUGCCAGCCCUCCUGCUGUGUGCCUGUCUGCUGCAGGCCUGUGUGCUGCACACCCAUCUGCUCUGCCUCCUCCUCCUGCUGCUGCCAGCCCUCCUGCUGUGCUCCUGGGUGCUGCAAGCCUGUGUGCUGCAAGCCCUGCUCCAGCCUGUCCCUGCUGUGCCGCCCUGUGUGCAGACCUGCCUGCUGUGUGCCCACCUCCUCCUGCUGUGCCUCCUCCUGCCAGCCCAGCUGCUGUCGCCCAGCCUCCUGUGUGUCCCUGCUGUGCCGCCCUGCCUGCUCCUGUACCACUUGCUGAGGCCUCUCCUGGGGUAGAAAUUCAGCUUCUGAGUGGACGCUAUUGUCAUCCUGGAGCUUGUGAGAUCCCUCUCCUCUGACUCAUGGCUUCUCUGCUAACAGCCAGCAACUGUCUACCUUGCUUCUCCAGGGUCUUACACGGAGGGACCUUGGCUGUCACCUGCUCACCCCCUCCCUCACGUUGGAAGAGGCCCCAGCUCUUACCUCAUGAAUAUCCUAGUCAGGGUUCCUACUGGCCCUCCCAGGGUGGGGAGAUCAUGGCCCAUGUCACAGGGCUUUCAGAAACUGGACUCUGAGCCACCUUCCAGGGUCUGUGACCGGGCUCAAUUGUACAUCAGCCAACCCUGGCUCUUCUGGGUUCUCAGCCCCUCACCCACUCAGCUGCACAAACUACAAUAAACUACUGACAAAUUAA